Molecule: messenger RNA, 2069 nt
Organism: Sesamum indicum (sesame)
Lineage: Eukaryota; Viridiplantae; Streptophyta; Magnoliopsida; Lamiales; Pedaliaceae
Product: putative L-type lectin-domain containing receptor kinase V.8
Biological process (GO): protein phosphorylation
Molecular function (GO): protein kinase activity; ATP binding
Source: RefSeq, a predicted model, not a curated record
GAUUCGUGGUUUUCACUUGUUGUCGGAACAUAAUUUCUGGGAAAAAGUGAGCUAAAAUUCUCACAGCAGAAUGAUGGAAAACAUGGGACGCAUGAAUUUUAAGCUUCCCACUUUGUUCUUGAUCAUCACUCUUCUUUCUGUUGGAGCCUUUUCUUUGCCAUCACCAGGCGAUCCAGCUUGCAGGUUGAAUUUCAGCACAUUCCCUUACAGGCCAAUAGGUGGAUGCACUAAUGUAAAGGAAAAGCUCAAGGACUGGAAUGGUUUCCCCAAAACAAGCUGCUGCCAGAAUGUCCUUGUCGUUUUCUCCCACGCCUUAGCCGUUCAGGCUUAUAGAGAUCCAUCAGGGCACAUCUUUGUCGGGCGAGAGCAGUGGAGUAACUGCAGUGGACCCUUUCAUCUCCAGCCCGAAGUGUCAGUUCAGACCUGUGGCUUUGAUGAUUUCUUCUACGGUAGUGGCAAAUGCUCGACUCUUCGGCUCUCAGACGUGGAUCACAACGUCGUUCUCCAGUGCUCCCGUUUCGGUUCUUCUUCGUUUGGUGAGGCCUGUGGAGGCUGCACCUCUGCAAUAUUGAUAGCAUUGGAUCGAAUGUUGCAUGAUAUGAAAGUUGAUACAAGUGAUCAUACUGAGAAAGCUGUCUGUCUUGUUAGUCUUAUCGUCUCAGUGAUAGCUGGGAAAACGAAUAAUACCUCAGGGAUCGAUGAUUUCGACAGAUGCUUGCCUGCUCUGGCUGUACCAGAAUUGGUGAAUUACAUCAAACUCAAUAGUAAUGUGGCUGAAGCUCUGUUGUCAGUGACUCUGGUGAUGAUUGCGUUAACGGCUGUCGUCACGCUGAUAACAUGCGUGCGGAAGAAUCAAGAGCAAGAGAAGAAACCUCUCCUGAACAAAGACGUUAUGGCCACAUGCUCUGGUCUCUACCGGUUCUCCAAAGCUGAGAUUGGGAAUGCAAUCAACUGUGGGAAUAUAAAGGUUUGCUUAGGAAGCGGCCGUGCAGGGCGCGUCUACAAGGGCAUGCUUCCCAGUGGACAAGUAGUGGCAAUCAAGCAGAUAUACAGGAUUAAUACGUUGGAUACAUUUACUGGGGAAAUUGAACUUCUUUCGAGAGUCAGGCAUCCAAACAUCGUGUGUCUUUUAGGUUACUGCAUUGAAAAUUGGGAACAAUAUUUAGUCUAUGAAUACUGUUCUAAUGGAAAUUUAGCUCAGCAUCUCCUAAGGAAAGACACUGUCCUAACAUGGGAUUUAAGAGUCAAAAUCUUGAGGGACUGUGCAUUUGCACUCAAGUAUCUCCAUAAUCACGUCGAUGGCAGCAUCAUUCACAGAGAUAUCAAGGCAAAACUCAGUACUUCAUAACAUGAAUUAGUGUCAUUUACUUAUAAAAAGCACUUAUAUAUUUUUUACAACAGUCGAUGAUUCUUGUCUUUGCAGCCGACGAACAUUCUCCUGACUCAUGAUAUGAAACCAAAGCUGUCUGGUUUUGGACUCUUUGAAAGCUUAAGGAUGGAACAGAUUCGAGUGUUUCCAGAUGUUUGGGUAGGUUAUAUGGAUCCUGAAUAUUUUAUGAGUGGCGGAAUGAGUAGCGCAAGUGACAUCUACAGUUUUGGCAUUGUCAUUCUGCAAGUUUUGUCUGCGCUGAGACUGAUACAACUUGACCUGGAUGCAAGAGAACAUCUCAAAAGAAAGGCAACCGAUGUGAACAUGGGAAAACGACCGGUGACAGAUUUUCAAGACCCCAGGAUCCGAGAAAGUAUUAUCACUGCAGAUUUUGAGUCCAUGCUGCAAACAGCAGUCCUCUGCAUAAGCAGCUCAAGCACGGCACGUCCCACGAUAGAUUUCAUCUCCGAAGAGCUGGACAAGGCUUGGAAACACACACAGCUUGAGAUGACAGCAAGGGAGGAUAAGAGCUUAUUACCGACAACACCAUGAAAAUCACUCGAGCUAGAUCGUGCAUGAGUUAGAUACGUGUGUAGUUAAUUUCUUAGUUCUUCCUUUUUGUUGAGAAUCUUUAUGUGAUGUUUCAUGCAAAUAAUCGGAUUGGAUUUCCUGUUAUAUUAUCUUUUUCAUUUCAUGUAUA